ACUAGUGGAUAUUGCGCAAACGCAGUGGGGACGAGGGUGCACAUUAGAUCCAGUUCAGGGGAGAGGCAGCAGGGCGUUUGUUUCUAGAUGACACGAGCUGAUAGAGAGCAGGGGAGGAGUUGAGCCUUCACUGAACAUGGACGGAGAGCUGAGCUGGAUGUUGCGUGUCUAAAUAAGUGGAAACUAAAUAAAAGGAAACACUUGGCAAGGUUGUACCUGCUGCUGGCCGGAGAAGGAAGCACUGAAACCCGAUAGCAACACACUGUGAUUGUCGCUCACCGGGACAAGAGGAGGAACGUCUCUCUCCGGGAGCCCGUGAAGCGUUUUGAAGCCCCCGACUCCUGUGAUUGUUAUUGCAUUCGGAGCAUCCGGCUACAGCGGAGCCACAAGCAGUCGAUAUUUCACAGCCUCUUAAUGGCCACGGACGUUUCAUUCUGAUAUAUGAUUGAGCCUUGAAGCCGUUGCCACCUGUAGCCAGAGAAGAGUCACAGUUGCCUCCGUUCAUUAUUGACGCAGCCUAACAUCUUAUUGUAGCGCCACACAUAAAAACACCCUUUCCCCCCCCCCCCCCCACCACCACCACCACCCCCGACAGCGACCUCAGGAUGGAGGAGCACAUUUACGCCACCGGCAUGGCCGCCAAGCUGAGGAGCCAGUGGGACCGCGACGAGGGCCUGGGACAGAUUCACAAGGCGGUGAAGUUUCAGGGUCAGGACUACGAGGGCCUGAAGGCCCAGUGCGUCCAGGGCCGGAGGCUGUUCGAGGACAACCUGUUCCCCUGCUCCCCGUCGUCUCUGGGGUUCAAAGAGCUCGGCCCGAGAACCACCAAGACCUCCGGAGUCCGCUGGAUGAGGCCCCCGGAGUUUUGCAAGCGCCCGGAGUUCAUCGUCGACGGAGCGACUCGCACGGACAUCUGUCAGGGGGCUCUGGGGGACUGCUGGCUGUUGGCAGCCAUCGCCUCGCUGACCUUAAACGACAACCUCCUGCACCGAGUGGUUCCUCACGGUCAGGGCUACCAGCAGGGCUACGCUGGCAUCUUCCACUUCCAGUUCUGGCAGUUUGGCGAGUGGGUGGAGGUGGUGAUCGAUGACCGGCUGCCGGUGAAGGAGGGGAAGCUGCUGUUCGUGCACUCGGCCGAGGGCACCGAGUUCUGGAGCGCGCUGCUGGAGAAGGCCUACGCAAAGCUGUGCGGCUGUUACGAGGCUCUGUCGGGCGGCAGCACGUCCGAGGGCUUCGAGGACUUCACCGGCGGCGUGACGGAGAUGUUCGAGCUGAAGAAAGCCCCCGCCGACCUCUACGGCAUCAUCAGCAGGGCCAUCGAGCGAGGCUCCCUGCUGGGCUGCUCCAUAGACAUCACCAGCUCGGUGGACAUGGAGGCCGUCACGUUCAAGAAGCUGGUGAAGGGACACGCCUACUCCGUGACCGGCGUGGACGAGGUGGUGUACAGAGGCAACCUGACCAAGCUGGUGCGCAUCAGGAACCCGUGGGGGGAAGUGGAGUGGACCGGCGCCUGGAGCGACAACUCCAGGGAGUGGGACAGUGUGGACCGCUCCGUCAGAGGCCGGCUACAGAACCGCAGCGAGGACGGUGAAUUCUGGAUGUCGUACGGCGACUUCCUGCGCGAGUUCACCCGCCUGGAGCUGUGCAACCUGACGGCCGACGCCCUGCAGGACAGCCAGAUGAAGAAGUGGAGCUCCUCCAUCUACCAGGGCGAGUGGAGGAGGGGCAGCACGGCCGGAGGCUGCAGGAACUUCCCAGCCACCUUCUGGCUGAACCCUCAGUUCAAGAUCGUCCUGCAGCACCCGGACACCCCCGGAGGAUCGGACUGCAGCUUCCUGGUCGGCCUCAUGCAGAAGGACCGCAGGAGGAAGCUGCAGGAGGGCAAAGACAUGGAGACCAUCGGGUUCGCCCUCUACGAGGUUCCAGAUGAGUUCACGGGCAGGUCGGGCGUCCACCUGAAGAGGGACUUCUUCCUCACCCACGCCUCCAGCGCCCGCUCGGAGCUCUUCAUCAACCUGAGGGAGGUCAGCUCGCGGCUGCAGCUGCCGGCCGGGGAAUACAUCAUCGUGCCGUCGACCUUCGAGCCGCACAAAGAGGCCGACUUUGUCCUCCGAGUCUUCUCUGAGAAGCCCUCCGACUCCGAGGAGCUCGACGAUGCCGUCACAGCAGAGCUUCCAGCUGAGACGGAGCUGGACGAGAGCCAGAUCGACGCCGCCUUCAAGAAUCUCUUCAGGCAGCUGGCAGGACCGGACAUGGAGAUCAGCCUCACGGAGCUGCAGACCAUUUUGAACCGGAUCAUCAGCAAACAUAAAGACCUGAAGACCGACGGCUUCACAAAGGAAGCGUGUCGCAGUAUGAUCAGCCUCAUGGACACGGACGGCAGUGGAAAGUUGGGCCUGACGGAGUUCCACGUCCUCUGGGAAAAGAUUAAGCGCUACCUGACCAUAUUCAGGCAGUUCGAUUUGGACAAAUCGGGCACGAUGAGCUCCUACGAGAUGAGGAUGGCUCUGGAUUCGGCAGGCUUCAAGCUCACCAACCAGCUGUUCCAGCUGAUCAUCCUGCGCUACACGGAGGCCGACAUGUCCGUCGACUUCGACAACUUCGUCACCUGUCUGGUGCGGCUGGAGACCAUGUUCAAAACCUUCCACACCAUGGACACGGAUAAAGACGGUUUCAUGUCCCUCAACUUCCAUCAGUGGAUCACGCUGACCAUGUUUGCCUGAGAGCUGCUCCAGACACCCCCUCUGCUCCGGACCCCCUUCUGCUCUGGACCCCCUCAGCUCCAGACCUCCUUCUGCUCCGGACCCCCUCUGCUCCGGACCCCCUCUGCUCCGGACCCCCUCUGCUCCAGACCUCCUUCUGCUCCGGACCCCCUUCUGCUCCGGACCCCCUUCUGCUCCGGACCCCCAUCGUGUUGUUUUCUGAAGUGCCUUCUUCCUCCUGCCGGUUCCCUCCGAUGCUGAAGACUGUACAUGUCGUCUAUAUGGUUCCUGCAUUGUGAACACGUGCCAGUUCUUUAUGGGUCUUUUGUUUUGGACGCUCAAAUCUCGGAGCAUUUUUUUUAAAAGCAUUUUUAGCUGUGAAUUUAUAUAUAUAUAUAUAUAUAUAUAUAUAUAUAUAUAUAUAUAUAUAUAUAUAUAUACACACAUAGCAGCGAUACCCUGGGGACAGAAAUCUACUUAUUUGGUAAAUUCCAGUUGGUUUGGAAAGUCUAAAAUAUUUGUAGUCAGCCAAAAAUAAAAUAAUAUAAUUUUAUAAAAGUAGUGUGUAUCCACCAGGUUGUAGCAGACCAAAACGUAGUGUGGUAAGAAAGUGAAUGAAUGGAUUAAGAAUCCAAAUACGUUAUUAUAAACACAUGAAACACAUUUAGAACUUAAGCUGAGCGUCGGCGUGUUUUCAGUAGACUUCCUGUAAAGUUGCGUCGAGCUCAUGGAUGAAAUGCCACGUCGUUAACUUUAAAAUACAUGUUCACGUCCACGUUUUCCACCAAUAUGAUUGGACGGGAACUUUUAAAGGUGCGGCUAGGAGUCGGAUCUGGUCGGCAGAAACUCGUGCCGAGCGUUGAGGAGAACUACGGUGGAAAAGACUCUUUCUAGAGCCAGUGUUUGGUUUUUUUUUUUUCCCCCUGUCCCUUCGGGGUUACCGUAGCAACGUGGCGGCCCGGCUCCGUAAUGGUAAACACAACAGAGAAAACGUACUCGAUCGUAUUAUAUUCCAUUCAUUGCCAACAGAUCCCACUAAACGCUACGCACUGUUCCUUUUUUAAGAAGGUCAACUACGACAUUUUAGGUGCACUUUUUUUGUUUUUUUUUAAAUUGUGUUUUUAUAGAGAAUUAACAAUCGACGCGUGUUGAUUAACACGAUACUUCUGCAUGGCUACGUUCAUCCUGAUGGAGUCCACCAAGAGUUAAUGUACUUGAGGACAAUCCUGCAGAACGCUCAGAGAUCCGUUUUACGUUUACAUCUCGUGCCAAAACUUUUUCCGCUCUCACCUCGUGGAGCUUCACGGGCUCCUGAGGCGCAUUUCUUUAAUCCUGGUUAUCUUAACUCUUACGCAUGGCUCUUUUUACUACUUUCGGGAGAAGGGAAACUUAUUAUGCAAGAUGGAUGGAUAUGAUGUGAGCAUGCGGUGUGAAAUGUGAUUUAUUGUCUGCCUGCCUGAUUUGUGUUCGACCCAGCAAGGUGUUUAUUUUGUAUUCCGACAUAACGCGUGUAACUUUUUGGAGUGUUAUAAUGUUCUUAUCAAAAAAAAGUGUUUUUUUUUUUUUUUUGUAAAUGGGAGAACACUUAAUUUACAAACAUUUAAAAAAAAAAAAAAGUCACAUCCGACCCCCUCCACUUGAUGUAUAUGAAUAUGCCAGCAUUCGCGUCUCCAUGUCUUAAUGCUGCCGUAACGUUACGCAAUGUUUACAACGGGGCACAUUCAGGGGCCCCUUGGGAUCCAGUCGUCAUGCCGACGCAAUCUGUAAAAUACUUUGCAAAUAAACCCGCCGGAUUUCACGAG
Messenger RNA from Cyclopterus lumpus (lumpfish), 4504 nucleotides. It is a transcript of the gene capn1, whose product is annotated as calpain 1. Gene Ontology annotation, molecular function: calcium ion binding; calcium-dependent cysteine-type endopeptidase activity. The record is from RefSeq and is a predicted model, not a curated record. Gene Ontology annotation, biological process: proteolysis. Lineage: Eukaryota; Metazoa; Chordata; Actinopteri; Perciformes; Cyclopteridae. Gene Ontology annotation, cellular component: cytoplasm. The transcript has 22 exons. The coding region runs from base 606 to 2723 and encodes 705 amino acids.